GAUUGGUUGUCAUAAGAAAAAUCGGGUAAAAUUAGGAACAUUUGGCAUUUUUAAACUUAACUGGUUCUGACUUAUAAGACACUACUUAGAAUAUACAAUUUUUGGCAACUUCGUAUUCGCGAUGAUAAUUUCCUGUCCCGUUAAGUCUUAUUUCGAACCACUCGCACAAUCGCUCAUUGAAAAACCUUUCAGAAUUACUCAAAUUACUAAAUUACUAUAUUUCAAAAUUUAUUGCAAAGAGUCUUAAAAAGACUUAAGGAUUUAGUAUGUAUUUUUUAAAAAUUGUAUUCUUGGUGUUUUUGGCGGCUUGCGAGUUCCAACGGAUUGAAGCCAAUAGAGAUAAUGCCAGGAUAGUUCUGAGGGACACCAACAAGAAAAGGCAUAGCCAUGGAUGUCAGGAAUUGUUUUUGGAUCUUGCUCUUAGCACAGACUGCGAAAAGUAUGCUAGGAAACUUGCCAAACAAAAAAACUAUACUUAUUCGGAUCCCACCAAUUCAAAAUACUCAGAAAACAUCUGCAAGUAUAAAAUUGUAAGGGGAGGACUUUCAAGAUGUGUCAACGAUUGGUAUCGCGGACAAAAACUUGAUUUUUUAGAUCCCAGAGCAAAGGAGUUUACUGCAAUGAUUUGGAGGUCUUCCAAUUUUAUGGGAUAUGGAGACGCUACCAUAAAUGCUAAUGAAGGCAUAAUGGUGGUCAGAUAUACUCCACCUGGAAAUAUCCGUGGAUUGUACACGGACAACGUGCCUCCCAAAAAAAAGCACAAACACAAAAAUCAGCAUAAAAAUUGUGCGAGUUGUCAAGAUAAUCGAUGUCUCAUUUUAUUAAUUCUUUUUUUUUCAUACCGAUUAGGCUUUUUAUAUUUUAACAUAGGCUAAAAAAUUUUGUAAGCUUAUCUUCCUUUAAAAUUUGUGUACCAUCUUCCUUUCAAAUUAUUGUACCAUAUAAUAAAAUACAUUUUAGUAA
Messenger RNA from Drosophila elegans, 963 nucleotides. RefSeq names its product Golgi-associated plant pathogenesis-related protein 1. The coding region runs from base 267 to 875 and encodes 202 amino acids. NCBI's taxonomy places the organism in Eukaryota, Metazoa, Arthropoda, Insecta, Diptera, Drosophilidae. The transcript has 5 exons. The record is from RefSeq and is a predicted model, not a curated record.